Epithele typhae is the source of this 651-nucleotide messenger RNA. RefSeq names its product GAF domain nucleotide-binding protein. The coding region runs from base 1 to 651 and encodes 216 amino acids. The transcript is spliced from 3 exons. Lineage: Eukaryota; Fungi; Basidiomycota; Agaricomycetes; Polyporales; Epitheliaceae. The record is from RefSeq and is a predicted model, not a curated record.
AUGCCGCACGCUGAUUCCGCGAUGAUCCCCGCGGGGCUCGACAAGGUCGCAUUCUGGGCACACGUCCACGAACAGCUCCGCCACCUCUUGGCCGGCCAGCGCGAUUGGGUGUGUACCAACCUCGCGAACGCGUCCUCGCUGAUCUACAACUCUCUCUACGCCUGCCCCGAAUUCGGCUCGGGCGAGCGCAUGGUCAACUGGUGCGGCUUCUACCUCCACCCCACCCUCUUCCCCGCUCCCAGGUUCAGCGCGCCCGCCGCCGCGCCCCCCGCGCCGGAGCGCCUCCUCCUGGGCCCCUUCUGCGGCAAGCCGGCGUGCCAGCUGAUCCACGUCGCGCCCGGGCGCGCGCGCGGCGUCUGCGCGGACGCGUACGUGCACCGCCGGACGGUGCUCGUGCCCGACGUGGACGCCUACCCGGGCCACAUCGCGUGCGACGGCGAGACGAAGAGCGAAGUCGUGUGCCCGCUCCUGCUGCGCGUCCCGGCGGCCGCCGGCGCGGAGGCGGAGGCGGAGGCGGAGGCGGAGGCUGGGGCGGAGCGCGCGCUGGGGGUCCUCGACCUCGACUGCCUCGCGCUCGGGGGCUUCGACGAGCGCGAUCGGGACGGACUUGAGCGGAUUGCGCAGCUCGUCGUCGAUGCGUGUGACUGGUAG